Molecule: messenger RNA, 1738 nt
Organism: Cucurbita maxima (winter squash)
Lineage: Eukaryota; Viridiplantae; Streptophyta; Magnoliopsida; Cucurbitales; Cucurbitaceae
Product: probable E3 ubiquitin-protein ligase RHC2A
Exons: 1
Coding region: 340-1491 (383 amino acids)
Biological process (GO): protein ubiquitination
Cellular component (GO): cytoplasm
Molecular function (GO): ubiquitin protein ligase activity
Source: RefSeq, a predicted model, not a curated record
CUUUUCUCUACAAAAUUCCCCAAAUCAAAUCCUAAUUUCGUCGGCCCCUCGGUUUCUAGGGUUCUUUAAUUCAAUCCCCCAUUUCCCAAAUUGCACUCCCCUGAUUGAUCCCACCAUUUUCUUUUUUGUUGCUUUUGUUUUUUUCUUUUCUUUUUUUUUUUUUUUUAGUUUUUUAGGUUCGAAGCCGACAUUUUGAUCGUGGGGGAUUUUGUUUUUUUGGUUUUUUGUUUCUGGGUUUGAUCGUUUGUGUUGUUUUCUGGUCUUGGGAGGAUUGAAAUUUUGUGGGGUUCUUCAAUUAGGGGGGGCGGGGUUGGCGAUUGAUUGGAUUAAGCUUCGUUGAUGUCGUCGAUGGCGGCGGCGUCUUCCUACUGGUGCUACCGAUGCAGUCGCUUUGUUAGGGUUUUCAAUCAAGACUCUGUUGUGUGCCCCGAUUGUAAUAGUGGGUUUAUCGAACAGAUCGAGCAUCCUUCGAGGUUGGUGGACGUGGAAUCGGCUCCGCGGAGGAGGUUUCCGGCUGCGGCGAUGUAUAUGAUUGGCCACCGGUCGAAUUCGGGGCAGAAUUUGGGAUCUGGGAUUCGGAGACCUCGGAGGAAUGGUGGGGAUCGCUCGCCCUUUAAUCCUGUGAUUGUUCUUCGGGGGCCGUCUGAUGGGAGUGAAGGUGGAGAAAGUCGUCGGUUUGAGCUUUAUUACGAUGAUGGCGGUGGUUCUGGCCUGAGACCGCUGCCACCGAGCAUGUCGGAGUUUUUGUUGGGGUCUGGGUUUGAUAGGCUUCUGGAGCAACUUUCUCAGAUUGAAAUGAACGGUAUUGGGCGGUUUGAGAGCCCACCGGCGUCCAAGGCUGCAAUUGAGUCAAUGCCCACGAUUGAGAUCUGUGAAAAUCAUUUAGAAACUGAGUCACACUGUGCUGUUUGCAAAGAAGCAUUCGAAUUGGGGACGGAAGCACGGGAGAUGCCCUGUAAGCAUAUUUACCAUUAUGAUUGCAUUCUACCUUGGCUUUCGAUUCGAAACUCUUGUCCAGUAUGUCGUCACGAAUUGCCUUCGGAUAAUCAGAACUCUCCGGAUGCUGCAGAAAGUGGUGAAAAUGAGGGGUCGGUGGCCUCAAAUGGUGAAGAGAAUGUGGGCUUAACCGUUUGGAGGUUACCUGGCGGGGGGUUUGCAGUAGGGCGGUUUAAUGGGGGCAGGAGAGGUGGGGAGAGAGAACUCCCGGUUGUUUACACUGAGGUGGAUGGUGGUUUCACCAAUGGUGGCGUCCCUAGAAGGAUAUCAUUUGCUUCAAGAGGCAGAGGAAGGGAAAGAGGCGGAUGGAGCCGAAUUAUUCGCAAUAUGUUCGCUUGCUUUAGGGGAUCAAUGAGGUCUAUGUCGUCUACUUCAAAUUCCACCAUCGAUUCUGGUUCUUCAAGGAGUAGUAGACCACUCCCACAUUUCACUACCGAGCCAAGGCGACGGCGCACAUGGUCUAUGGAGGUUAACAGUGGGACAAUCAGCUGGUGAUUUGGGGAUGCGGUUGUUAGCAAGGCUAAUUAGGUGAAGAAGUUAUAUAUGGGACAGGCUUAUUAAUUGCUGUAAAUAGCAGAAUUUGAAUCCGAGCUUUAUAUUCAUAAAAAUAAGAAGGUUUCUCGAGCUAAGGCAAGAGGUUUCUUUUUCCCCUCUCUUUUUGGGCUAUUUGGAUAAGGGAUAUUGCAAGAAAUGUGGGAAAUAAAUGCAGCAGUCUCUUCCUUCGCAGAAAAAGAAAAAAAAG